CCGCGGCGGCGCAGCGGCGGUCCGGGUGGUCGGUCUGGACGGGAAGAACAGCCGCCCGGUCCGGGGAAGGAUGCCGUACAGAUACUGGAUCCACAGGUGUGCUUAAACAAGCAUCCAGGUUCAAACCAUCCCUCUGGCAGACAUGAGGAACAAAGGGCUGAAGACGCAGUCCUGAAGAUUGAUGGAGGGCCAUGCUAUUCAAACAGCAGGCACUGCUGAGACAGAAGCUCUUCGUUCUGGGCAGCCUCGUGAUCGGAAGUGUCCUCUAUCUUGUGGCCAGGGUUGGGACUUUGGAUAGGUUACAACCCAUUUGCCCCAUUGAGAGCAGAUUUCAUCCGUCUGAGCCGGAGCAAAUCCCUCUUCGUACGCUGCAGUUUAAACGCGGGCUGCUCCACGAACUACGCAAAGGCAAUGCCACCAAAGAGCAAAUCCGCCUGCACAACCUGGUCCAGCAGCUGCCUCGGGCCAUCAUCAUCGGCGUUCGCAAGGGGGGCACCCGCGCCCUGCUGGAAAUGCUCAACCUGCACCCAGCCGUGGUCAAGGCUUCGCAGGAGAUUCACUUCUUUGACAAUGACAAAAACUAUGCCCGCGGCAUUGACUGGUACAGGGGUAAAAUGCCCUUCUCCCUCCCUCACCAGAUCACCAUUGAGAAGAGCCCUGCCUACUUCAUCACAGAGGAGGUUCCCGAGCGCAUCUUCAAGAUGAACUCUUCCAUUAAGCUGCUGAUUAUCGUCCGAGAGCCCACCACCAGAGCUGUGUCCGACUACACCCAAGUGCUUGAGGGCAAGGAGCGCAAGAACAAGACUUACCACAAGUUUGAAAAUCUAGCCAUUGACGCCAACACGUGCGAAGUGAACACCAAAUACAAAGCCGUCCGCACCAGCAUCUACACAAAACACCUGGAGCGCUGGCUCAAGUAUUUCCCUGUGGAGCAGUUCCACAUAGUGGACGGGGAUCGGCUCAUUACGGACCCGCUGCCAGAGCUGCAGCUGGUCGAGCGCUUCCUGAACCUCCCCUCCAGGAUUAGUCAGUACAACCUGUACUUUAAUGCCACCAGGGGAUUUUACUGUCUGCGAUUCAACAUUGUCUUCAACAAGUGCCUGGCCGGCAGCAAGGGCCGCAUCCAUCCUGAGGUGGACCCGUCUGUAGUGACUAAGCUGCAGAAGUUCUUCCACCCUUUUAAUCAGAAGUUUUACCAGAUCACUGGAAGAACAUUUAACUGGCCAUGAAAUUUGUCUUUCAUACAAAAAAAAAUAAUAAAAAAAAGAUCUGACAAGGUAUGAACAGCACUUUGUUUAGUUUAAUACAAGUAUGAUAUUGUGACCAAAUAAUAAUACUUGAUGUAAGUUUGCUCUAUGUGUGUAAAAUGCAACACAAUAGUUUGAUGUUUUCACUUAGAGGUUAGGUGGGCAGAGCCAAUUCUUUAAAGUCAGUUUACACGUCUGUCUGUGUUUCUCUUCCUAAAAAAGAACAUUUUCAUGCAGUGUGUUUACAGUUACUUGCAAAGUAAGAGUUAGAGAAGCAGAACUUCUUGAACUCUUCUAAAUUUUGUCAUGUCCCAACUUGUGAAAUGAGUGAAAUCUGAAAAUGUUGGAGUGCAUCUGUAAUCAGAAUCCUUUUUAAACCCCUAAGCAGAUUAAAGUGGAACUAAUCAUGCAUAACAACCCUAAUAGAGAUCUCAGAACAAACAGCACCAAGAGACCAGGCAGGGAGAGCAUUGGUCAGAGGAGCAGGCCUGGUAGAUCUGGAGAAACUGCAAAGAUCCAGAGAACAGGUGGGAGAAUCUCUCAGCGUCACAGAUCUGACCUCUUUGAAAGAGAUACAAGAAAAAAAGUAAUUGAAUGAAAGCCAUCAGCAGAACAGUUAGACGCCCUGAUAUUAGACACUUGAUUAUAAUUUCAGUUUAUGUAUAUUAUCCUGAUUAACAAUAAAUUUCUCAAUUCACUUUACAAU
Messenger RNA from Poecilia latipinna (sailfin molly), 1953 nucleotides. Its product is annotated as heparan sulfate glucosamine 3-O-sulfotransferase 5. The record is from RefSeq and is a predicted model, not a curated record. The transcript has 4 exons. NCBI's taxonomy places the organism in Eukaryota, Metazoa, Chordata, Actinopteri, Cyprinodontiformes, Poeciliidae. Bases 192 to 1229 code for a protein of 345 amino acids. Gene Ontology annotation, molecular function: [heparan sulfate]-glucosamine 3-sulfotransferase activity.